Drosophila biarmipes is the source of this 1288-nucleotide messenger RNA. RefSeq lists its product as uncharacterized. The transcript is spliced from 3 exons. The record is from RefSeq and is a predicted model, not a curated record. NCBI's taxonomy places the organism in Eukaryota, Metazoa, Arthropoda, Insecta, Diptera, Drosophilidae. The coding region runs from base 244 to 921 and encodes 225 amino acids.
CCGGCGUUGCCAGACAGUCGUGAAAAUAAGUGCUACCGUAUUCACAAGGCUGAAAAACAAAUAACAAAGGCAAAAUAUUUUAUAUCAAUUGUACAACAUUCAUCAUUCACAGAACAAAAAGACUGAUUGUGAUUGUUCCCGUCGACUGAAUCAUAAAAACUGGAUACUGGCCCGAAGAUUUCUAAAUGGUGAAAUCCGUCCCGCGUCUGCCCCUUCUAUCGGUCUUCCACUAGCUCUAUCAAGAUGAGCAUGCGCACACGUGCGUUGGUCUUCUCCACCUUCUUCGGCAGCUGUCUGGCCAUCGGCCUCCUGCUGGUUAGCAUGACGAGCAAUCAUUGGGUUCAAGCCACUCCACGGCGCAACUCUUCAGCGGAGGCUAAGGGCGAGGUAAACUUGGGCCUUUUCUACGGCAACCAGCACCUGAACCCCGGAUUCGGCGUGCGCACUUUUCCGGUUGAUGUUUACACGUUUGUCCGCACGGAGAACGGCGAAACCAGCUUCUGGCUCUGGCUUCUCACCACCCUUGGCACUGGCUUUGGCCUCCUGUCCUGCGCAGUGGCCGCUAUCGCCGCAGUCCUAAAGUCAGCCUCCGCGGCCAAGAAAGGUGGGACAAUGGUUUUCCUCCUGGCCGCCAAUAUAUCAGCGGCGGGGGCCCAGGUGGUGGCUUUCGGGGCAUGGCUAGUGCAGUUCUACAACUACUUCACCCUCAACGUGCUUCUUGCCGAGCACCAGCAACAGCACUGGUACAGCACUGGACUGGCUUACCUCGGAUACAGCUUCUACCUGGUUGUGAUUUCCACAGUCGUGGUGCUGGUUAACAUAGCCGUUCUGUUAUACGCCGAGCGCCGAGAUAUGCGCGACCGCCAACGCCUGGAGCCGCCAAGUGAUGACAAGAACAAAGCCGCCAUUAUGCUGUACUAAGGGAGAAAAGAAUUGUGAAUAAACCUCAAAGCAUUUUUUUCGGGAGCGGACGAGCAGCGACAACAAGUAAUCUCAGUGGCUCAAAUGUUUGUGCCUUACUUAAGGAAGCCUCUUUCUUGCCAACAACAAGGCCCAUUUUUAUACCCAAGAUUAGAUAAGCACUUACUUCAGGAUCACGCUGAAUAUUCAGCGGCUAGACACCUGAAGAACGUGUGCAUUUCACCGCCCGCACAUACCCAUAUACCAUAUUUAUAAACCAUAUUUAUAUAUUCUUUUGACUUUUUUCUGUACCUUAUAUUUACUGCUACCAACAGCCAAGUAUUUAUAUGUGCAUAUUUACAAAUACAACAAUAGUCAUAAAAAAAAA